CAAACUUCAAUCCUAUUAAACCACCAUCCUCCUACCUUCUUCCUCCUCCUUGAAAUCCCUCAUUCCAAACACCGUUUAUUUAAAAACAAAAACUGCAAAAAUGCCACCCCUCCUAACGCCCCACGAACUCCUCCGCAAAAACCCCGAACCACACUCCCAAAUCUUCGUCCACAACCUACAAACCACGCUCCCCCUCGCACGCGACGCCUGGGGGCGGCCCUCCAAGCCUCAACCCCUCUUAAUAUCCUGCGCUCUCUCCCUCCGGUACCCUUUCUCAUCCACCUCCGCCUCCGACAAUCUCACAAACGCAACAAUCCACUACGGGAUAUUAUCCAAAGCAAUAUUAGAAGCAUGCCAAGAGUUCAGAGAGCUAUGCGAGGACGAGGUCAUGCCUGUGCCAAUGCAUAUCAAAGCCUUGGUUUGCUAUCUGCAGUUUUAUCUUACGGGGUGCGAUACACUGCCUAGAAUCCCAUCCUAUGUUACUCUUCCUACAAAUCAAAACUCGACAUCGGCGUCGAAAAGUGGUAAAGAAGGGAAGCCGAGGGAGCCGUUAGUCCCCUGCUCGAUGUUAAAUGCUCUUUCGUUAGAGGUUGUGUUACCAAAAGCGAGCUUGAUGGGCUCAGGGAUCAGUUUAAAAGGCGACUUUGUCUAUGAGGAAAGGCACCAUGGGCCGAGCGCGUAUAGCAUGGUGUUGAAGCUCCACGAGCUAAGGGUCCCGACUAUUGUUGGGGUAAAUGGGAAUGAGAGGAAGGCAAAGCAGGUUGUGGUUUGUAGUGUGGAAAUGGAGAGGUGGGAUAGGAUGGUUGAUGCUUACAAUGAGUUGGAGGAGAUUGUAGUUAAGAGCAUAGAAGAAUCCGCCUUCCAAACCCUCGAAGCCCUCUGCACCCACCUCGCCCACCGGAUAAUAACAUAUUUCCUACUCCCUCACUACCCUCUACCAUCCUCACCGCUCGCUCAUUCCCACCAACUCACCCCCUCUCAACCGCAACCCCUUCCACACUCACACCUCGACACCUCGCACCAUCCCCACCAAACCGCCCAGUCGCAAAUCACCCAUUCCCCUUCACAAUCUCCAACCCAUACAACCUGGAACUACCAACGCAUCCGCAUCUCCCUCUCCAAACCAACAGCCGUAACCUUCGCCGACGCACCCUCCGUCUCUAUACUCCUCGAUUCCGACCCGAGUACGAGUCAAGACGUGAAGGAGCUGUGGCGAAAGAGGGAAGGGGGAAUGGAAGGAAGGGUUGGUGAUCUGGUGCGAGAGUUGGGGGAUAGAGGAGAGGACGUGAGGAGAGUGAAGGCUGAUAUACGGUGCCUGGGUGAGGAAGAUGGAGUUCGGGAUCGAAGUAAGGUGUGAGGAAGUUUGGUUGGACAGUCAAAUUUGGUUAAUCGGAAAAGAAACAAGAAAGCACGGAACAUUGAUUACUGAAGAAGUAGUUUUGAA
Hyaloscypha bicolor E is the source of this 1444-nucleotide messenger RNA. RefSeq lists its product as uncharacterized. The record is from RefSeq and is a predicted model, not a curated record. The transcript is spliced from 3 exons. Gene Ontology annotation, biological process: folic acid-containing compound metabolic process. Bases 101 to 1357 code for a protein of 418 amino acids. Gene Ontology annotation, molecular function: dihydroneopterin aldolase activity. NCBI's taxonomy places the organism in Eukaryota, Fungi, Ascomycota, Leotiomycetes, Helotiales, Hyaloscyphaceae.